AUGAGAGCAGCGCUCCGCACGCCGUGGCGAGUUUCCGGGUUUAACCCUGCGACGGUCCUCCGGCACACGACGAAAUCGGCACCGGCACCGUUGAAUUGUUUCUAUUCCACAUCACUUACCACUACGAAGUCAAUACCGUCGUCAAGAUCAUUCGCCAGUCUGAAGAACAGAAUCACCACACCGCAGGAACUAUGCACACGGAGGCGAGUCCUGCCGCUACGACGUCACUAUAGUUCGGAGCCCCCUGCACAAGAAAAAGCCAGCAACGGCAACAAUGGGGAGAGGAAAUCGGGGCAUGGCCAUUCUCGGAAGAAGAUAUACCUUAUCAUUGGAGGCGUGCUGGGUGUGGCGGCGGUAGUGUACUCGGACGAGGUGCGGCAUCUAUAUCGAGCAGCGGCGAGAACCGGGCGAGUGGUUAGUGCGUUGGCGGUUUGCAUUAAUGAUUACCGGGUUACGUUGAAGCAAGAGGCCUCCUCGCCGGAAGAACACAAUGAGAUUAUCAAAGCUUGUCACAAGCGCUGUGCAGAACGGACGCUACGCGUACUCGAGAAGAAUGGGUCUAUUUUUAUCAAGCUGGGACAGCAUUUGAGUAGCAUGGGGUAUUUGCUUCCGCUCGAAUGGACGACGACUUUCAUCCCGCUGCAGGAUAAAUGUCCCGUUUCAUCGAUCGGAUCCAUUGAGGACAUGUUCCUUGCCGAUACCGGCCGUCGCAUCGAUGAAAUUUUUACAUCUUUCGACUCGGAGCCUAUCGGCGCUGCUUCCCUGGCGCAGGUACAUAUCGGUACGCUUAGAGAAUCAGGACAGAAGGUUGCUGUGAAGGUGCAGCAUCCAGCGUUGGCGGAGUGGGUGCCAUUGGAUCUGGCAUUGACGAGGUUCACUUUUGCGAUGCUGAAACGGUUCUUCCCGGACUAUGAUCUUGAGUGGUUAUCGAGGGAGAUGGACUUUUCGUUGCCGGUGGAGUUGGAUUUCCGCUGUGAGGCGGAGAAUGCUACCAAAGCAAGCGACUAUUUCAAGAAGCAUUCUGAUGCGCCGUUGGUUAUUCCAAAGGUGAUGUGGGCCCAGAAACGCAUCCUAGUAAUGGACUUCAUCUCCGGCCGCCGCCCGGACGACCUCCCCUUCCUCGACGCCAACAACAUCGACCGCGACGAAGUCUCUGCCACCCUAGCCCAUAUCUUCAACGAGAUGAUCUUCGGCGACAACGCGCCGCUCCAUUGUGACCCCCACGGCGGUAAUAUCGCCAUCCGCCCAAACCCAAACUCUAGCAGCCCAAACUUCGAAAUCAUCCUCUACGACCACGGUCUAUACCGUGAGAUCCCGCGGGACCUGCGCAGGAACUAUGCGAAGCUCUGGCUUGCGGUUAUUGAAGCCGAUGAGGGACGGAUGAGAGAGUAUGCAAGGAAGGUUGCGGGGGUGACGGAUGAGCAAUUUCCGUUGUUUGCGAGUGCGAUUACAGGACGAGAUUAUACGGUUCUUACGCAGAGGAAUGUGGCAUCUUCGAGGACGGCGGAUGAAAAGGAGAAUAUCUCGGGUGCGUUGGGUGAGGGCAUGUUGCAGCAGUUAGUUGAGUUGUUGGGCCAAGUUCCGAGAAUUAUCCUCUUGAUUCUCAAGACUAAUGAUCUUACCCGCAACCUCGACGAAAACCUACACACGCGCCAAGGCCCCCUGCACACAUUCCUCAUCCUUGCCCGCUACGCCACCCGCACCGUCUACGAGGAACAACUCGAGAAUAUCCGCGAGUCGGCCGGUGGACUUCUUCGUCCACUGAACUUCCUGCGGUUCCUGAUUGCGUGGAUGGGAUUCUUGCGGGUGGAGUUGAAGUUGUCGGUGUAUGAGACCGUGCUGUCUGUUAAGAGCCGAGUGGGGAUGUUGUAA
This is a messenger RNA of Aspergillus ruber CBS 135680, 1872 nucleotides long. Its product is annotated as ABC1 kinase family protein. Gene Ontology annotation, cellular component: mitochondrial inner membrane. Gene Ontology annotation, biological process: mitochondrion organization; lipid homeostasis. The transcript has 4 exons. NCBI's taxonomy places the organism in Eukaryota, Fungi, Ascomycota, Eurotiomycetes, Eurotiales, Aspergillaceae. Bases 1 to 1872 code for a protein of 623 amino acids. The record is from RefSeq and is a predicted model, not a curated record.